Gossypium raimondii (Peruvian cotton) is the source of this 3050-nucleotide messenger RNA. RefSeq names its product cation-chloride cotransporter 1. The transcript has 13 exons. Gene Ontology annotation, cellular component: membrane. Lineage: Eukaryota; Viridiplantae; Streptophyta; Magnoliopsida; Malvales; Malvaceae. The coding region runs from base 1 to 2931 and encodes 976 amino acids. Gene Ontology annotation, biological process: monoatomic ion transport; transmembrane transport. Gene Ontology annotation, molecular function: chloride:monoatomic cation symporter activity. The record is from RefSeq and is a predicted model, not a curated record.
AUGAACACCGAUGAUUUAGAAGGAGGCGAAGACGAUGGCUAUCACGCACAAGGCAAUCGUAAAUACAGCCCCGUCGGGGCACAGGAUCGCGCCGUUCUCGAGAUGGCCUCCAUGGAUCCUGGAUCUUCUGCCACCGCUUCCCAAUCUUCUAUCAGGAAAGUAAGAGCUCGAACACAAGGGAGCAUGGAUUCCGAUGGAAAGGCUCCUGAUGUUGCUGGUGGAGACAAUGGUCCUCACAGGGAACAUAAGUUGGAAUUGUUCGGUUUUGAUUCUCUUGUCAAUAUUCUUGGUCUCAAAAGUAUGACACAAGAGCAAGUUCUUGCACCUUCUAGCCCCAGAGAUAAUGAAGUUGUUUCCAUCACCGGUGGGGAUCCAACGUCCUCUAGUGUCAAAAUGGGUACAAUGAUGGGGGUAUUUGUCCCAUGCUUACAAAGUAUUUUGGGGAUUAUCUACUAUAUCCGCUUUUCUUGGAUAAUUGGCAUGGGAGGCAUUGCGGAUUCACUGCUGUUGGUAUCGCUUUGUGGUCUGUGUACUUUCUUGACAGGAUUAUCAUUGAGUGCUAUUGCUACUAAUGGUGCCAUGAAGGGUGGUGGUCCAUAUUAUCUCAUUGGUCGAGCACUUGGUCCUGAGGUUGGAGUUAGCAUUGGAUUAUGUUUCUUCCUUGGCAAUGCGGUUGCAGCAGCUCUUUAUGUGUUGGGAGCUGUAGAAACAUUUCUGAAAGCUCUCCCUUCUGCUGGGUUUUUUACUGAAACCAGUACAAAGGUGAAUGGCUCCGUAUCGAAACCAAUACAGACUAUAAGUACACAUGACUUGCAAAUUUAUGGGCUUGUUGUGACUGUCAUCCUAUGCAUUAUUGUGUUUGGUGGGGUGAAAAUGAUUAAUCGGGUUGCCCCUGUCUUCCUUAUACCUGUUUUGUUGUCAGUACUUUGCAUAGUCAUCGGGAUUUUUAUGGCAAAGAAGGAUGAUCCUGAUACUGGAAUUACGGGCUUGAGUGCGGACAGCUUUAAAGAUAACUGGGAUUCAAUGUAUCAGAAUACUAACAGUGAUGGGAUCCCUGAUCGUGAUGGAAAGGUGUACUGGAACUUCAAUGCAUUGGUCGGUCUCUUUUUCCCAGCUGUAACUGGAAUCAUGGCAGGUUCAAAUCGAUCAGCUUCGCUUAAAGAUACUCAGCGUUCAAUCCCCGUUGGAACAUUGUCAGCCACACUGGUCACUACUCUUCUCUAUUUAGUUUCUGUCUUCCUUUUUGGAGCUGUUGCCAACAGAGAAAAGCUUUUGACUGACAGGCUACUUACUGCUACCAUAGCUUGGCCUUUCCCAGUUGUCAUUCGUGUUGGAAUUAUUCUUUCAACUUUAGGUGCAGCUCUUCAAAGCUUGACUGGUGCCCCUCGUCUUCUUGCAGCAAUAGCCAAUGAUGAUAUUCUUCCUGUUCUCAAUUGCUUCAGAGUUGCAGAUACCAGUGAGCCUCACAUAGCUACUCUCUUUACUACCGUUAUCUGUAUGGGAUGUGUUGUUAUUGGGAAUCUGGAUCUUAUCACACCAACUGUAACUAUGUUUUUCCUUCUAUGUUAUUCGGGUGUGAACUUGUCUUGCUUCCUUUUGGAUCUUUUAGAUGCACCUAGUUGGCGUCCUAGGUGGAAAUUUCACCAUUGGCUCCUGUCUCUACUUGGAGCAUUACUUUGUGUAGUGAUAAUGUUCUUGAUUUCAUGGCUAUUCACUGUUGUUUCUCUAGCCCUUGCCAGCCUUAUAUAUUAUUAUGUGAGCAUUAAAGGAAAAGCUGGGGACUGGGGGGACGGUUUCAAAAGUGCAUACUUUCAACUAGCCCUUCGUAGCCUUAGAUCUCUGGGAGCAAAGCAAGUUCAUCCAAAGAACUGGUAUCCCAUUCCUCUCAUAUUCUGCCGGCCUUGGGGUAAGCUGCCAGAAAAUGUACCUUGCCAUCCAAAACUUGCUGAUUUUGCCAACUGUAUGAAGAAGAAAGGCCGUGGAAUGUCCAUUUUUGUAAACAUUCUAGAUGGAGACUAUCAUGAAUGUGCUGAAGAUGCCAAAGAAGCCUGCAAACAGCUUGAUACCUACAUUAACUACAAGAACUGUGAAGGUGUUGCAGAAAUAGUCGUAGCAACCAAUAUGACUGAAGGCUUCCGUGGAAUUGUGCAGACCAUGGGUCUUGGCAACCUCAAGCCCAAUAUCGUAGUUGUGCGGUACCCGGAAAUAUGGCGUCGCGAGAACUUAAAAGAAAUCCCAACCAGAUUUGUUGGUAUAAUUAAUGACUGUAUUGUAGCAAACAAGGCAGUUGUCAUUGUCAAAGGCCUCGAUGAAUGGCCAAAUGAGUAUCAAAGGCAAUACGGUAGCAUCGAUCUGUAUUGGAUUGUAAGAGAUGGUGGUCUCAUGCUUCUUCUGUCACAACUUCUUCUUACGAAAGAGAGCUUUGAGAGCUGUAAGAUUCAGGUCUUCUGCAUUGCGGAGGAAGAUUCAGAUGCAGAGAGCCUCAAAGCUGACGUGAAGAAGUUCCUAUACGAUCUUCGGUUGCAAGCCGAAGUGAUUGUUAUAACGAUCAAGUCAUGGGAUGUAGAGGGUGGAUCUCAGCAAGAUGACUCAAUAGAAACAUUCAAUGAUGCUCGGAAACGGGUAGCUAGUUACUUGGCAGAACUAAAGGAAGCAGCAAAAAGAGAAGGAACCCCAUUGAUGGCUGAUGGAAAGGCUGUAGUUGUGGAUGAGCAACAAGUGGAGAAGUUUCUGUAUACAACCCUGAAGCUGAAUACGACAAUAUUAAGAUAUUCUAGAAUGGCAGCAGUGGUGCUUGUAAGCUUACCACCACCUCCCAUCAACCAUCCAGCCUACUGCUACAUGGAGUAUAUGGAUUUGUUGGUAGGAAAUGUGCAGAGGCUUUUAAUGGUAAGAGGAUAUCGCAGAGAUGUUGUAACUCUAUUCACUUAGUUUUCCCCAGGAUUAUAUAUAUUUAUAUCAUCAGUGUAAUUUGUGUUUACUGUUCAUAUAGGUGCUUUUUACCCUUCUUUCUUGUAGUCAAAAAAGUGUUACAUAACAUUCCUUCUCUU